AGAGAGAGAGAGAGAGCGUGCAGGAGAGAGAGAGAGAGGCAUCACACAGCAGUAUCUAUACUGUCAAAAGAUCAGGAGAAAGCUUGCAGGUUCUGUGGGGGCUUUGAUGGCCAGGCAGCCGGAGUGGCUAUAAGGCGUCACAUUUAUCUGGGAAUCAGAGGAGCGAAGGGGAGAAAUCCUGGGGAGGCUACAGACGCAGGCUGUGAGGCACAGAGGUGGGUCAGCGGGAGGUCUCUGACCCCCUCAUUUUCGUCUGAGAGCAGAUAGGCAGAGAGUGAAUGAGGUAGAGGAAGGUGGAUGCGAGAGAGACGGUGAGCCAUAUAGCCCUUUAUCCCCUCUCCAUUCACAAAUCCAUUGCAUUCCAUUAUUGUAGCGAUGUCGCGACGAUCUUUCCGAUUGGUGGAGAAAGGGUCCCAUUGAGAGCUGAGACUUAACCCCUCUUUUCCCCGCGCUGCCUUUUCCUUACAACUCCCAUCUGUCUUUUUUUCACCCCUCUGUUAUUUCCCCCAUUUGUUCUUUUCACUGCCCCGGCACUCUGCUCGCGGUUCAGAGCCCUGUCCCUUUUCCAUUGUAAAAAGUGGGUGCUUCGGGGGCUGUCAUUGUGUUUGGCUUCGCUACAAAGAACAGCUGAGAGAAAGAAAGAAAAGAAAAGGAGGGAGCGAAGAAGAGGAGACCCGCGGAAAAGGAGGAGCGCCGCUUUCAGGACCCGGGACUGCGCGAAACGGCUGACAUCGCUUGGAACCCGCCGAUCGAGGAGAUUAAAGAGGAAUAAUAAGGAGAGAAAAAAAAAACGGGUGACAGCCGCCUCAGGAAAGCGAUCGAUUGAAGAAUCGCCGCGGACUGAAGAAUAAAGGAGAAAGCCGUUGUUAACCCGGGGUGCGGAAUACACAGUUUUUCUACCGCCACAUAUCUCCACAACACAAGUUCUUUUUGGCAAUAGCGGUAAGGAGCCAUCGCAAAUAUGAAGGGGGACUCGGAGGAAAGCAUUGAGAGCCUGCGGCCCUCCAACCUGCAAGCCUUCGCCAACAGUUCCACCUUGCACGGCAUGAGCCACAUCUUUGCCUAUGGGCACAUGACGUUCCGCCGCUUCCUGUGGUCUCUCUCCUUCCUGGGCUCCCUGGCCUUGCUGUUGCUGGUGUGCAUGGACCGGAUCUCCUACUACCUCGAGUACCCCCACGUGACCAAGCUGGACGAGGUCGCUGCUCCCAACCUCACCUUCCCGGCCAUCACCCUCUGCAACCUCAACGAGUUCCGCUUCUCCAAGAUCACGCGUAAUGACCUCUACCACGUGGGGGAGCUGCUGGCUCUGCUCAACGAGAACUACCAGAUCGCCAACCCGCACCUGGCCGAGCCCGAAGUGCUGGCCACCCUAAAGGAGAAGGGCAACUUCGUGAACUUCAAGCCCAAGCAGUUCAACAUGACCGACUUCUUUAACCGCACCGGCCACGACAUCAACGAGAUGCUUCUUCAGUGCACGUUCCGCGGGACGGGCUGCUUCGCCCACAACUUCACCACUAUCUACACUCGCUAUGGAAAGUGCUACACCUUCAAUUCUGGGAAGGACGGGAACCCCUUGCUGACCACCCUCAAAGGUGGAACAGGCAACGGACUGGAGAUCAUGCUGGACAUUCAACAGGACGAGUAUCUGCCGGUUUGGGGCGAGACGGACGAGACGUCCUACGAGGCAGGCAUCAAGGUUCAAAUCCACAGCCAGGAUGAGCCGCCCUUCAUAGACCAGCUGGGAUUUGGUGUGGCUCCUGGCUUUCAGACUUUUGUGUCAUGUCAGCAACAACUGGAAUUGUCUGGCAUCUGUGACUUCCUGCAUGGUGUCUGCUUGUCGCUUUCCCUUCAGUAUCUUCCUCCACCAUGGGGGGACUGCAAGUCCGCCGCUAUCGACUCGGAGUUCUUCUCCACAUACAGUAUCACAGCCUGCCGUAUCGACUGUGAGACACGCUACCUGGUGGAGAACUGCAACUGUAGGAUGGUGCACAUGCCAGGGACCUCCACAGUGUGCACUCCUGAGCAGUAUAAGGACUGCGCAGACCCAGCCUUAGAUUUCCUAGUUGAGAAGGACAAUGAUUACUGCGUGUGUGAGACCCCGUGCAACAUGACUCGCUAUGGCAAGGAGCUCUCCAUGGUGAAAAUCCCCAGCAAAGCAUCAGCUAAAUAUCUGGCCAAGAAAUUCAACAAGACAGAGCAAUACAUUGGAGAGAACAUUUUAGUGCUGGACAUCUUCUUUGAGGCGCUGAACUACGAGAAGAUUGAGCAGAAGAAAGCAUACGAAAUAGCGGGCCUGCUGGGUGAUAUUGGGGGACAGAUGGGUUUGUUUAUUGGUGCCAGCGUUUUGACAAUAUUGGAAAUAUUUGAUUACUUAUAUGAGGUGUUCAAAGACAAACUCCUCGGCUACUUCAUUCGCAAGAAACGACCCCGGCGAUGUCAGAGCGACAAUCUGGAAUUUCCAGAGAACCCAACCAGCCCUGGUGUCACGCCUAAUCAUGCCCCCAGAGUACCUGUGACACACUCCGGAGUCACUCGGACAGUCUCGGAUUCACGCCGAACAUGUUACCUCGUCACCCGACUCUAGGCAACUUCGAAGAGUUUGCCUGUUGACGACAUAAAGCUGGGGCGGGGGGGUUGGUUUGGGUGGUGGGGAGGGGUGGUCCAGGGGAAACCGGGGGUCGACAUCAAACUGUGACAGUAAUUAUACAUAUUAUGAAAAAAGAAAUUAUGAUGAAAUAUUUAAAUAGCGAAAAACCUAUCAAAGCCUGAAUAGAAUUAGAAAAAAUAAUACCAUUCAAAUAAACAAAAACUUCCAAACCGAACUCAGGUUGAACUGAAAUCUUCAGCCAUCACUUAUCCGCCAUUUGUUUCUGUCGUUAAUCCUGUGGAAUCAGAAAUCAUGUUCAUGCUCACUCUUGCAGAGUAAUUCCACGUGCUGUUAAAAAAGUACAGCACUCCUGGGACAAUGAAACAGGCCAACCACGGACGACCCUGCCGCAGCUGUUCUGUAUUUGCCAGUUUUUUUGUUUGAGGAUAAAAGAUUCAACUGAGGAUCACUCGCGAGGAACUGUUUUCCUUGCUGGAUAUGUGGUAGGAGAGGAAGAAAACACACAAAGACUCCUGUCCUUGGCUCCUACAGGUGGAACAGCACUCCAAGGAGAGCACUUGACCAGGCCUUUUAUCCUCAGCAGUUAUUGAAGUCUAUUACUGCACCUUUAUGAAGCCAGUCUUUGAGUUGGUGAUCUCUAUCUGACUGUUUGAAGUCAGACAGCACCUAUACCUGAAGCUUAUGUUUUAUGGGUGGGGCACACAGAAGCCAUGCCAGUUUUGGAAAGGUUCCAUUUCAGAAGUGUAACAUAUCCCGAACAGUCCAUCUGCUCUGAAUUCAAGAAAUAGAUUUAACAAAAUCUUUGGUCAAAAAAGUUGAGCAUGUUUGGCUUAGUAAUGGUUCCUCAGUUUGUAAGAGGAGAGAAUAAGUGGCCACAGGUUGUCAUUUGUACUUGGUAAAUGGGUCAUGUGAUAUGAGAUUACAUAAGCAGUGGAUACACUGUGGGAAGGUUUCUGUCUGUGGCUAUAGUUUAGCACCUUGGAGGCCUGACUGGAAAUUAUUUGCUCCUUUUGUACACACCAAUGACAUCACUUUGCCCUCACAAAAUCACCAACAUCACCUCGCCAUCAUUGUCGGGAUAUUGAAUUUUAAGUCAUUUUUAGAUGUACAGGCACAUAGUCCUGCUGAAAGCUCAACUGGUCAUAUCUUUCACUUGCUGUUGCUGAUUAAUGUGAUUGAGGGGACUGGCUAUACAUACCACUUUGCCAGGCAAUUUGGCUACCGUUCUCGGUCUGAAAGGAUGCCAGGCUUAUACAAAGUCAUAUUGAAAAUAAGCAACAGAAGGAAGCGUUGCACUGGUCUCACACAGAUUAUGAAGAAUUAUGUUUUUUUAUUUAUUAUUACUUCAUGAGAACAUUUUAUGGCAAUACUGGUGUAUUGGUCAGUGAGUGCUCAGGAUUUGAAAGCUGUGGAUGAUGAGAAGACCAGAUCAGUGACAAAAUUCUAUAGAAAGUGUGUCUAAAACUCAAGAAUGGGCACCAUGUUGAAAUCUGCAGGUGGGCAUUUUUGUGUUCUCAUGCUUCCAUUUUGUUUGUGUUAUCUGAUGUUGUCAUCAGCAGGCAGUUGAAGAUUUGCUUGGAUAUACAUGAAGCCAGCUCCUGAACAGCAGAUCAUUAUGAAGCAGACACUCUCCAAAUGUUACUUGAGCAUGUUACCUUCAGCAAUCACUUCUGAUCUGUUUUCAGAUGUUCCAAAACCAUUUUUGGCUCAUUUAUACAGAUAUCUGCAUUUUGAAAUUUAAUUAAUUCACGCAUCUCAUAUGUACUUGUGUGUGUGCAUGUGUAAGGACUGUGUAGGUUUUAAGUAAGGUUCUUGACAUGCAGGGCAAAGACCUCUGAGCACUCACAAGCUGAGUAAAUCCCCCUUUGCAACAUCUUGUCUCCCAUUGAAUGGCUAAAAACAAGUGCUUUGUGGUGCCUUUCUCACUCACUGGACAGCCUCUGCUGCAAGCACAGUGGCAUUCUUAGCAGGAACACAUUUUCUGUAAGCUUUUGGGAGAUUUGGUCAACCCAGAAGUUUGACAACUGCAGCCACCUAUCACUGUGAAUGUUAGAGUGACCGAAAGGCACUACCCACCAGCUCUAUUACUGUGAAGGUUGUGAGAUAGAUGUGCAAAGACAUUGUCUCAUUUUUUUCACAAUUAUUGAUGUAAAAGGUCUGUGUUGAUGGAGGAUAAUGUUGAUAUAACUGGCAGAUCUGUGGUGUUCAUGUGCCCAGGACAGGAUAUUACUCUUAAGUACAUAGCUAAUUGUGUAAAUACCAAACCAUUUUUUCCACUUUUAGUGUUUUUAUACAUGUACAGUAAUUGUCCUAAAUCAGUAAUACAGAGACUCCAGAGAAGCGCUGAGAAGGAAGGUAGUUUCCACACCUGCCAACGAUCAGACAAGAAGAUCUGAUUCUAAGUCUGUUAAAAAAAUGUAAUUCUGCCUUUCACUGGAACAUGCUUUGCAAGAGCUGUUUUGAACGUUACAUUCAUUUUAAUUGGCAUAAAGGGUGGUGGUGUCUAAAAAUUAAAUCCAGGGGGUAGUGUUGUGUGACCCACAGCAGGCUUUCAUAAAUCAGUCUUAGUGUUUAUCAGUAUCUAAACAAACACAGUACAUCAAAACAAAUACUUUGCACACUUUAUUUUCAAAUAUUUUUGUCUUUUUAACAAAAAACUUAAGUGAUUUCAAACUCCAAUUAAAUCUACAUAAUACACACAAUAUAUAUACAAUCAACUGUGGAUAGUGUUUUAAAUGGCAAACCCCAUGCACUUGUAAUGACUAUAUAUUAAUUUCGGUAUUUUAAGGAAAAUAUUACAGUAUUUGAACAAAAACAUUCAGAAAAACGUACAAGUGUAGCAAUAGAUUUUCUAUCAAGUUUUCUUUUUUUUUAAAUCAUGGAAAUAUAUCACAGGUCAAAUAUACAAUUAUGAUCUAAUAAGGUUUUAGCUAGUAUGUUGCUUUCCAUUUAAAACAAAGGGGCAUUAAAAAAAAAAAUUUAAAGCUUGUUUGUGAACUUUUGAACAAAACAGUCAGGACAGAAAGCAGUCAAAGGUUUAAGGAUGCAUGUCACUAUGUUUGCUGGGAGAAACAGACCCAUAAACGUUAAAAUAUUAAUACCACUCAGUAGCAGGGCUACUUUAAAUUCAGACUUGAUAAGGCAUACUAGCUACAUACACUCACUGCUCUCAAUUUCUGCUUUAUGGGAUAAACAUUUUGGAAUCCCAAAAUAACUUUAGUAGCCCUUGCUGAUCUUGAAUUCUCUGUUGAGAACUUUAUUUCUGUCAAAGAAAAAUGUUUAUUAAAUGAUUAAUGGGCUUUCCCUAUAGUACAAAAUCACCAUAUCACAAAAAACAAAUACAUUCAGACUCUUGUGCUUGAUUAUAUUAUAAGUAUAAUUCAGGACUGAAUAAGAAUAAAGUAGGGGAAAGAUGCCCGAAGCCACAUUAAAUAUCUUAAAUAUAUUAAAAAUAUCUUAAGUUUCAAAAAAGAAAAAAAAAUCUCAUGGAAAAUAUCAAACAAAUCAACUGAUUACAUAUUAUGUCCUCACCAUAUUUUUGAUCUCAGAACCAGGUUUUAGAGAGACAACUAUGUUGUUCUUAGAUCUAUGAAACUCUUGAUUCCCUGUACAGUGGAGCGUUGGGUUGGCAGUGUUAUAUUUGUGUUAAGCUAUGUUUAGGUGACUUCCCAGUCUCCCACACAUCUUUGAAUCAGACUAAAUUAGUUGCACACCAUCUAAAACACAGACUAAAAAUUGUUAUUGGACACAUCAUACGUUGGCAGGACUGGAAAAGCAGAAAACAGACCACUCAGCUAAAGAAAGACUGCCAUUUAUUUUCCACUGUUGCUGAAAUGCAAUGAUAUAUAUUGACAUAGUGUUACAAUUUCAGUAGUAGAUUUGUCCAUUUAUAAAUAACCCAGAUGUGGACUUAAGUGUCUUCCAGUCUAUGUGGGACAUUUACUUCCUUGAAAUUCUGACAUUAAGAUACAAAAACUGAUUGUCUGAUCUCACAACAGGCAAACAAUGAUCCGAUUAAUGGAUUGGAUAUGGUAUUGUAAAAAGAUUAUUUGACUUAAAAUGUAUUUAUGGCCAUUGUUUUAUUUUGCUGCAUUGUUAUAUGAAUAUGAACAGCUGUUGGAUUCAACAGAAUUCUAGUGUAUGUAACAAGAACACAGUGCACUGUGUGAUGUGUAACUGACCCCAUGUAUUAAAUAAGUAGUAAUUUAACAAUUUGAUUAUGUACCCAUCUUUGUAUCAAUCAACUCAUUUUGUUGUCCAUUUAUCCAUUUGCUACAUAAUGCUAACAAUCCUCCACUCAACUCCAACUGAAUGUCAAACCAUGAACUGUUAAUAUCACCAUCUCUGUAAAUAAGAAUUAUUAGGGUGUGGACAAUGAUCGUAAAAAUGACUGUCAAAUUUAUGCAGGCAGGUUCGACAUUAAGUGAUGGUACUUAUCUUCAUGACUGUUUACCUGUGUGUACUCUGCUGUUGUUAAAACAAAGCCUCUGAUGUGUAGACCUUCUCUUCGGGAAACGACUCAACCUCAUGUUCCGCUUGUGAGGGUGUCGUGCUGAACUUUCCACUUCAUUUCUUGGUUCCACAUGUGCGCUAAAGCUUAGCCUCAAACCCCAAGCCUAAAAAAACUCAUGCAGCUCAAUCAGUCAGAAUGUGUAAAAUAAAUGGAAGUGCGACAUCCCUGUUUCGUGAUUGUAAUUCGGUAACGGAGAGCAAAACCAUGUACUCAGUGUGCAAGAUGUCGCUCUGGAAAUCUAAUUCUGGGAGGAAUUCUGGAACAUUCUGGCAUCUAUUUAGCACGGCUUGACAAUUUAUAAGGUUUAUUUUAUUGUUAAGUAAUGAAUGUGCUGCUCUGUGGGUAACAACAGAUUAUCUAAAAAUAUAUUCUAGAAUUUAUUUCAGCAUUUUAUUUUGCCAGAAGGCUGACCACAUUUUCACCAUUGAUCUGAAUUUCAUUCAGAAUGCUGUUCCGAUAAGCACACAGUAUACCACUUGUAGUAAUGAAAAUGUACUAGAAGUGUUACCGGGAAAUAAUAUGGAUGUUGCCAUAUUCCUAACAUUGUUUUCUAGAGGAUUAUGUGGCCACGGUCAAUAUAUAUUUAUACUGCCAAGGAAAGUUUACAGUUUGGAGGCUAAAAGUAAGUAGGAGGGGUGGGUUUAAAGAAAGAGGAGGAAAAUCUCUAUAAACAUUUAAUCUCAGGAGUACAUACCUGAGGGUAUGGUGCAUACCAGACCUGAAGUGUACACAUUUGUCCUAACUUCAUUUUAAGUGUGUUGCGUCAUAGGCCCUUUUUCAGUCUACCCACAAUGUGAUUUGUUCUGAACUUUUUGUAAAGUAUGUAAGCGAUUAUUUACUUUUUCUCCUUUACACAAGUUCAGUGAUCGCCUAAAUGAACAAAGCAAAACAGUGCAAGAAAAGACUACACAGAGCAAAGUGGUUACGAGGCUAAUAGCCACAAAGCACACUGCAGUUAGACUGAACCUUGCCCAUGGUCUCCUCUUUCAGUUUACGCCCCUAACCUGAUCUCCCACCCUCCUUCCCGCUGGCCAAUCACAGAAUGGCAACAGAACCCCGAGUGAGGAUAAAUGGAGGAUUUAAAAAGCCAAAUCUAUCAACAGGGCAAAAGAUUGUCAUUUUAAAAUCCACCAACCAACAAAGUGAGAGCAAAAUCCUGGUUGUAUAUUCACACAAAUGUUUUCAAUGGAUUUUUACAACUUAAUUUCAGCCUACUAGUAGACAGUAGUGUAGCUCAGUCAGAAGUACUCUAAUCUUACAGCUCAAAGUCCAGUGCGUAUUGUUGUGGUCCCUACCUCUCUGCUCCUCCUUGCAUGCUCAUUGCGUGCCCCUGGUGUCUCAUGUACCCCUGUGUAUACCCUGCUAUGUUUGAGAACAUAUUCAAGUAUAUACCUACUAGUAUCAUUAUAGUACCUGGAAGCCAGAUGAAGCAAGCCACAAGCUCCUUGCAACCUUAAGCCUAAAAACGCUCUAUUGUGGAGCUCUUUCAAAUAGUCACCAGUCAUAAAUAGUCAAAUAGUCAUAAAUUAUAACAUUGUCAUAACAUACACAUUUCAGAGACUGACAAUUACCACCCUAAGAAAAAGGUUUGUAGCUUGUGAAAGCUAUGCAGGUAGCACUGUUUGUUGGAGCACAAUCCAGUAAAGUACGAUUAAGACCUAUUUUAUACCUCACCUUGUUAUACUGUUUUGACACCCCCCUCCCCAACUCACAAAUUUUUGACUUGUAUGCAAACAGCUAUAAUUAAUGAGAAAAUGCAGUUCGAACAUAUUGUUGAUAAACAAAUUAAGUGCACAAGUCAAUGGUUUCAAUCAAGGCAAGCCAUGAUAUAUUUUACCAUCCUCAGUGAUGAAUCUCUGAGCCUGGGUUUUUUUUAAAUUAUGUAUAAUAUGUAUUUUUUCUGGGUUUGAAGGGUUGUCCAAUCGUCCAUGUACCAGGCAAUGAGGGCUGUAGCCAUCUGAAAAUUUGAAUCUAGCGAAUUAAAAGUAGGUAAUUUAGAGGCCUUUGUGUAGGUGUUUCAGAUUCAGAGCAGCCUUGCCACAAUAUACCACAAACACAUUAAGCGUGAUUUACAAGACCUUCAACAUAUGCAAAACCUUUUAGCUCAUGCGAAAUCAAUAACACAACCAAUGAUUGGUGCAUAACAAAUACCAUGAUCAAUCAGUGGUCAUGUUAUUGGGUUUGCAUGUGCUAAAACAUCUGUAAAUGAUUAGGUCUUAACAAAUUGGGCCCCUUCUUCUUCCCUUGAGAUUUCCUUGUUUGCAUCAAUUGAUAAAAAAAUACGCAAACUGAGAACUAAAAAACUGAUUUUAACCCUGAGAAGUUUCAAUUUAAAACCUUUAAUUUUCAUAUAGGUGAACAAGCUGCCAAAUGGAAAGGGGUAUUUUAUACAAAACUAAAAUAAAAUAACUUUUCAACAGUCACUAAUUUGUUUCAGAAGUGCAUGAAUGGAUUCUCUUUGAUGCAUACAUGCAAUCUUUUAUGCACGUGUAUUUUUUGUUUCAAAUCCUAUUCAUUUAUGUCCAUUUAAAACUUAAUUUCAAUGAAUAGAUGCCUAGGGGACCAAGGCUUGGUUCAUCUGACUCCAUUUACUGUAUAAAUAUAUUCAGCAAAUAACUACCUGCAUAUUUUGUGAAUGAAUUAAGACCUGACAUAUACAUCAAAUAAAGAACCCUUCUCUUA
This is a messenger RNA of Anguilla rostrata (American eel), 9803 nucleotides long. RefSeq names its product acid-sensing (proton-gated) ion channel 1c (gene asic1c). Bases 962 to 2584 code for a protein of 540 amino acids. Gene Ontology annotation, biological process: sodium ion transmembrane transport. Gene Ontology annotation, molecular function: ligand-gated sodium channel activity. The transcript is spliced from 12 exons. NCBI's taxonomy places the organism in Eukaryota, Metazoa, Chordata, Actinopteri, Anguilliformes, Anguillidae. The record is from RefSeq and is a predicted model, not a curated record. Gene Ontology annotation, cellular component: plasma membrane.